Molecule: messenger RNA, 1137 nt
Organism: Phycomyces blakesleeanus NRRL 1555(-)
Lineage: Eukaryota; Fungi; Mucoromycota; Mucoromycetes; Mucorales; Phycomycetaceae
Exons: 6
Coding region: 1-1137 (378 amino acids)
Source: RefSeq, a predicted model, not a curated record
AUGACUAGCACAGAAGAGAAUGACUAUGAAGCAUUUGUAGCUGCAGGAGAAGUACAAAACACUGGUGAUCCAAUGGCUAUUGAAUUUGAAAGCAAUUAUAUUAAAAGCAACGAAUAUGGAAGCAAUAACUACGAUAGUGACAGUAGCAAUGACUAUUCGUCUGAACAUGCUCAUGGUUAUUUGCAUAUUUGCAACCCAUUAAAUUCCAGAAAUAUACCAAUUGAGUCUGAGGUUACAGAAAACGGGAAUGAAGAGACCCAAGUUUUUUUUUACAAGGCAAAUACUAAUGCAGAGGCUGCCACAUUAGAGUUAUUCUCCAUAUUUGUCAAAAAUAACAUAUCUCAUAAUGUUUUUGACAAGUGUGUCAAAAUUCUUAUCAACAUUUUAGCUACAACCAGUUCAUUUAUGACAUACUACAAGAAGAAUAUGCUGCUGAAGGAGGAAUACACUGUCCAUACAGAUGUUUAUGAUAUGUAUAAGAAAGGUUGUGUGUGCUUCUGUGUUGUAAAAGCUGGACAUCAGAUAUUCAAGAUUGUGACUCUCUCACAACAGUUGAAAUUCAAACUAAGCCAUAGCCAGAAACAAGCCAGAAUGGCAUAUGGUAGAAGCUGUAUCAUGGCUGAUCACGUCAGUGAGUUUUUGGAUGUGUUCAAUGGUAAUGUUGUCUACAGACUGUGUGAAAGCAGUAUAGUUGGCCAGGAUAACAUUUUGAUUACUAUAUUCAUUGACCAGUUCAACUCAUUUGAUGAUACUAAGAUGUCGGCAACUAUAAUUCAUAUUGUCAAUUUUAAUAUUAAUCUAGAAGAAAGAUAUAAGAGUGACAACAUGAUACAGCUGGCAAUUAUAUCUGAAUCAAAGCAUCCAAAAAAUAUUGGAUCCUUCUUGGAGUCAAUUAUUCAAGAUUUGCAGAUACUGACAACUUCAGAUAUCUGGAUACAGGCCUUUACAGAGCAGGUGAAUAGAUAUGGUUUCAAGGGUCUAAAUGUGUUCAGAGAUCUCCCUACGUUAACCAGCUAUGUUUUCUUUGGGCUUGAUGAGAUGCAUCUACUUGGAUAUGAUAUAGGCAAACAACUAUAUACAGCAUUGGGUGGCAAGUUUCAGAUUAGUUCAGAGAUCACACACAAUGAAAAUCAAUAA